AUGUCGUCCAUUAAGCGCAAGGCCACUGGCCAGAUUGCUGGGUCAGAUCCCAAGAAGCCCAAGCAGAAUGCGAGCAUCACCUCUUUCUUUGGUGCUCCCAAGGCAACUUCUACGUCUGCAGCCCAAGGCUUCAUGUCCUCUCCGGCCUCGUCUGCUGCCGAAGCUGCUGCCCCCAAGUUCGAUAAGGCUAAAUGGGUGGCCUCCUUAACCGAUGAGCAGAGGGAGCUUCUCAAACUUGAGAUUGACACCCUGGACGAGAGCUGGCUGGCCCAACUGAAGGGCGAGAUUGUCACCAGGGAGUUCUUGGAUCUCAAGAGAUUUCUCGACCGUGAGGCUGGUGCGGGCAAGAAGAUCUUCCCGCCUCGGGAGGACAUCUACUCUUGGUCUCGUCACACCCCCUUCCAUAAUGUCAAGGUCGUCGUCAUUGGCCAAGACCCUUACCACAACCACAACCAGGCUCACGGUCUGGCCUUCUCCGUGAGGCCACCCACUUCUGCCCCACCAUCACUCAAGAACAUGUACACCUGUCUCAAGAAUGACUAUCCCUCCUUCGUCCCACCACCCAACCGUGGUGGCCUUCUCACUCCUUGGGCGAAACGCGGCGUGCUUCUGCUCAACACGUGCCUGACGGUGCGUGCUCAUGAGGCCAACAGCCACGCCAAUCGCGGGUGGGAGCGCUUCACGCAGAAAGUUAUCGACCUCGUUGCCGCACGCCGGACCCGCGGCGUGGUCUUCAUGGCCUGGGGCUCGCCUGCGGGCAAGCGUGUGCAGAAGAUUGAUGGGAAGCGCCACCUGGUCCUCAGGGCCGUCCAUCCUAGCCCGCUGAGUGCGUCGAGAGGCUUCUUCGACUGCGGCCACUUCAAGAAGGCAAACGAGUGGCUCGUGACCAGGUAUGGUGAGGCGGGCGAGAUUGACUGGAGCCUGGGCCCC
Messenger RNA from Cryphonectria parasitica EP155, 930 nucleotides. RefSeq names its product uracil-DNA glycosylase. The transcript has 2 exons. The annotation marks the transcript as partial. Lineage: Eukaryota; Fungi; Ascomycota; Sordariomycetes; Diaporthales; Cryphonectriaceae. Gene Ontology annotation, cellular component: nucleus; mitochondrion. The record is from RefSeq and is a predicted model, not a curated record. Gene Ontology annotation, molecular function: uracil DNA N-glycosylase activity. Gene Ontology annotation, biological process: base-excision repair, AP site formation via deaminated base removal; base-excision repair.